AUGAUUAAUUGCGCAGAAAACCAAUCCGUUAACUCGCAGUCGACCGAGACGGAAGUGAUGCAAAGAGUAUUUGCCGAAUUACGCACGGCAAGUUUCCACGUUCCUGAACGGACGCUGUUGCAGUUUAUUCGGUACGUCACCGGACCAUCCUCGAUUAGCUGCCGAUACCGGUCCUUGGAAAACGUUACCGGAGCAGUCGCGAUUAGCCGCCGACACCAGUCCGAGCCAAAUGUGACCGGACCAUCCGCGAUUAGCCACCUGCAGUCCACGCCAGCAAACGUCACCGUACUCUGCCUAGGACCAAAAUAUGCUGAAGCAGACGACACCUCAAGGACGGAACAGCCGUAA
Molecule: messenger RNA, 348 nt
Organism: Macrosiphum euphorbiae (potato aphid)
Lineage: Eukaryota; Metazoa; Arthropoda; Insecta; Hemiptera; Aphididae
Source: the annotation of a GenBank genome assembly